AUGGACUUCCUAAUCACCUACGGCUCACAUACGGGACAAUCCGAGUCGAUCGCCGCCCAGCUAAAGGAGAAAUGCAUGCUUCUCGGCAUGAAUCCACGCGUACAUGUGCUUGAAGAGAAUGAAAAGACGUUUUUCAUUGAAAAUGAGCCGCUGGCCGUGAUCAUCGUUUCGUCGACGGGAGACGGAGAUCCGCCAGAGAACGCUGCCCGCUUUUUGAGGAGGAUUUCCCGGCGAACCCUUGCCGACGAUUUCCUGAAAAAUGUGACUUAUGCCCUACUAGGUCUCGGCGACUCCAACUACUCGACUUACCAGGGUGUGCCGCGAAAAUUUGACGAGCAAUUGACAAAGCUCGGUGCCAAGAAGCUUAUUCCCACUGGAGAAGCCGACGACGAGAUUGGGCUCGAGCUCGUCGUUGAGCCUUGGAUAGAACAACUGCUAAAGAAGCUUUGCGAGUUGGAUCAUAUUCCGAUCAGCCGCCUGGAAGGUCUGACGAUCUCAACUCCCCUAGUCAAGAAAGAAAAGGAAAAGAAAAGCGUUGCCGAAAAGCCGAAGUUGCCGACCGUCAUGAGUACGGAAGACGAUCGAGCAGACAGUUCGACCGAUCGUAUAUUGAAGCUAGCCCCCUAUACGUAUCCUGGCGAAAUUUCAUUGAUUCGCGGCAACGAAGCAUUAUCCUCCGAUGAGGCACUCCGUGUUCCGAUUGCUCCGUUGACGUACCUUGUCACUUCAGUAACGCAUGAAAAAUUCGAGCCGAAGUCUGUGAACUGGCAAAAUGGUGAAUCAAUGCCCGGCUUGCAAGGAAAGCCGAUGGAUGCGACGGUGGUCGGGACGACGCUUCUCACCGAUUUUGAUGUACACAAACCCAAACGGGAGCUGGUCAUCGACCUCAAUGCGCAUUGGGAUCAAUUGAGCUAUUCUCCCGGCGACGCCUUCUAUUUCCUACAGCCAAACCCGGAAGCGGAAGUCAACUUUAUUCUCGAACGAAUGGGGCUUCUGAUGAUGGCCGACCAAAAAUGCCACGUAACGGUGGCUGGGGAUGCGAAGAAGCCGAACGCGGCUGUACCCGGUUACAUUCCACCCAUCUCUUCUCUACGAUACAUCUUUACGCAUUGUUUGGACAUUCGAAGAGCGCCUGGCAGGCCGGUGUUGCGUGUCUUCGCUGACGCCACCUCCGAUGAAGGUGAAAAGAGACGCUUGCUCGAGCUCUGUUCCUCCCAGGGCAUGGCUGAAUUCACCGCCCAUAUUCGACAAGCGGCCGUCUCAAUCGUCGAUGUGCUGGCUGCAUUCCCGGGUGUUCGCCCCGCGCCAGAACGCUUGAUCGAACAACUGCCACGCUUGAUUCCACGGCCUUACAGCGUAUCGAAUUGCUACGAGCGCGCUCGGGGAAGGAUCCGUUUCGUGUAUUCAGAAAUGAAAUUUGGUGUUGCUGAUGGACGCCGAUACGAGCGGCUCGGACUCGCCACCGAAUGGUUAAACGCCUUGAGGGUUGGCGACCAGAUUCAGGUCAUGAUGAAAGAACCAGCCAGAUUCCGAUUUCCGGUUCCACCUGCAACUGUAGAGGCCGGGCUCAAGAUGCCGCUUUUGAUGAUCGGGCCCGGCACUGGCGUCUCUACAUUCAUUUCAUUUUUGGAUUUAUUGCUACAUGAGAAAAUUAAGAUCGGUUCUCUACCGGCUGUUCCGAGGAAGCUUUUCUUCGGCUGCCGCAAUUUCGAGAAGGAUUUUAUCUACAAAGAUUUGCUCGAAUCCUAUGUUCGCGAAGGUAUUUUGGAUGAGCUGAUUGCCUGUGAAAGCCAACCAGCGAAACCCGUACCAGGCCGUCAUUGCUACGUCCAGGAAGCACUACGGCAGCGCGCUGAUGAGGUCUGGGACUUUAUUCAACUCGAGGAGUCCCGGAUUUUCAUCUGCGGCGAUGCAAAAGCGAUGAGUAAGGACACAUGGGAGUGUUUUGCAAAGAUAGUGGCAGAGAAGAAAGGCUGCUCAGACGCCGAAGCCAAGGCUUUCCUGCUCGAGCUUAAGAAAGCGAAUCGAUACAUUGAAGACGUUUGGGCC
Molecule: messenger RNA, 2049 nt
Organism: Mesorhabditis spiculigera
Lineage: Eukaryota; Metazoa; Nematoda; Chromadorea; Rhabditida; Rhabditidae
Source: the annotation of a GenBank genome assembly